UGCAUGGCUCCCUCCAUCUCCCCUUAACCACUUCCUUCCAUUCCUCCAUCCAUUCCAAUCAACCCCCACCGCCGCAUCUCCCCGCCGCCGGCCGUUUGAGAUGUCACACGGACCCCGCGGCGGCAAGCCUCCACUGCCGCCUGCCGCCGUCAACAAGGCGAGGCGUAGGGCGCCGCCGGUGGAUCCCUACGGCGGUAACAUGAUUCCGACGGUUGGGAUUUUGGAGCUGUUGAGAUUCAUGUUGAGAAUGUGUUUGAGAUUGACUCAGAUUACGAGGAAGGUGGUGGGGCCGGGGAAGAGCCUUAGCCGGUGGGUCGUCGGAGCUUUGACGUUUGUGGCGGUUUUCACGGUUUUGGGGAAGAUGAUGCUCAUGCAUAGCUUUCUUCAGGUCCAUGCUAUGAUGAGCCCCCGUGACUUCUUGCAGCUGCCGUCGUCUCGGCGGCCGUCCGUCGUGGUAGGGGGUGGCGACGCCGUGCAUGCCCGGGUUUCUAAAUUUAACGAUACUGAAAUUUGGGGAAACAAUCAUAGCGACAGCUACACCAAGUGCAUCGAUCGACCAAGAGAAACAAGGCUCGAAAAUAGCAGUAAUGGGUACAUCAUUGUCCAUGCAAACGGUGGACUUAAUCAAAUGAAAACUGGGAUAAGUGAUAUGGUAGCUAUAGCUAAAUUAAUGAAUGCCACAUUGGUACUUCCUUUUUUGGAUCACAAGUCCUUUUGGACUGACCCCAGUGAAUUCAAAGAUAUCUUUGACUGGCAACACUUCAUAAAGUCGUUGGGAGAUGAUAUUCAAGUUGUAGAAUCCCUUCCUCUCCAUCUUGCUGAUGUUAAGCCACUAAAGAAAACUCCAGUUUCUUGGUCAAAGCCCAGUUACUACAGCAAAGACAUUCUUAAACUAUUAAAGAAACACAAAGUGAUAGAAUUCACUCACUCUGAUUCCCGCCUAGCCAACAAUGGAAUCCCAGACUCGAUCCAAAAACUGAGAUGCCAUGCUAUGUAUGAAGCGCUACGUUUUGCAGAUGGAAUAGAAACACUUGCAAAGAAGUUAGUAAGCAGACUCAAAGAAAAUGGAGAUCCUUACAUUGCACUGCACUUAAGGUAUGAAAAAGAUAUGCUAGCAUUCACUGGGUGUAAUCACAACCUUACCAAAAAGGAAGCAGAUGAGCUUCAGAUGCUAAGGCAAAAAACCAGACACUGGAAGGAGAAACGGAUAAACGGGACAGAGAGGCGGAUCCAAGGGGUAUGCCCUUUAACUCCCCGAGAGGCUAGCCUUUUCCUUGAGGCGAUGGGGUAUCCAUCCAACACAAAGAUAUAUACAGUUUCUGGAACCAUCUUUGGGAAGAGCGGAAUGAAUGCUUUGUUGGAGAAGUACCCAAACGUAUACUCUCAUUCCAACUUAGCAACUGAAGAAGAACUGAAGCACUUCAUGGGUAGGGAGAACCAGCUAGCUGCCUUGGAUUACAUUGUGGCGGUUGAGAGUGAUGUGUUUGUUUACACAUAUGAUGGGAACAUGGCGAAAGCUGUGCGAGGACAUAGGAUGUUUGAAGGCUUCCGCAAAACUAUCAAUCCUGACAAGAAAAAAUUCAUUAAGCUUUUGGACGAAAUGGACAAGGGGAAAUUACCCUGGGAAGAGUUUGCAACAAAAUUGAGACACUUGCACAAGAACAGAACAGGAGCACCAACCCCAAGAGUGGUAGGACAGUCACCACCUAAGAUGGAGGAGAACUUUUAUGCUCAUCCACUCCCAGAAUGUCUUUGUCACAGAAGAUAACCCCUUUGAUCACAUUUCCAUCCCCACCAGUUGCGUGGAAAAGCAGCAACUCAU
Cuscuta epithymum is the source of this 1822-nucleotide messenger RNA. NCBI's taxonomy places the organism in Eukaryota, Viridiplantae, Streptophyta, Magnoliopsida, Solanales, Convolvulaceae. The record is from the annotation of a GenBank genome assembly.